Messenger RNA from Bactrocera oleae (olive fruit fly), 1144 nucleotides. Lineage: Eukaryota; Metazoa; Arthropoda; Insecta; Diptera; Tephritidae. The record is from RefSeq and is a predicted model, not a curated record.
GUUCAUUCAAGAAUUAUUAGUAUUUUCUAUUGACUUAACAAUGAAAGUCGUAAUAAUUUUAGCAAUCUGUUCGCUGACCACAGCCGUAGCCAGCCCUGAGGGAAGAAGUGAGAACAGUGAGAAUGGUUGGUAUAUUCCUCAAGCUGAUGGCUCAUUAGUUUGGGUCUCAACCGAAGAGGGUGAACAAAUGUUGGCUGAUUUAGAGGAGAAAGAAGAAAUAGAGGGUCGCAUUUUACCAGUACCAGUGACUUUCUACCUGUACACAAAUAGAAACCCGUUUAAAGGACAAAAAAUUACUGAAACUGCCAAAUCCAUUACCAAUUCCGACUUCGAUGCUAGCAAUCCAACGAGAUUCGUUAUACACGGUUGGACUCAGAGCUACACUGCCGGUAUGAAUAAAGAUAUUCGUGCUGCCUGGUUGGCACGAGGAAAAUACAAUGUGAUCAUUGUGGAUUGGACACGAGCACGUUCCGUUGACUAUGCCUCCUCUGUUGUUGCUGUACCUAAGGUAGGCAAAAAGGUGGCCAGCAUGAUUAACUAUUUGGUCGAGAACUUUGGUAUGAAUUUGGAUGAAACCGAAGUUAUCGGUCACAGUUUGGGUGCUCAUGUGGCCGGUUAUGCGGGUAAGAACACUAAAGAGGGCUUGCUUCACGCCAUAGUCGGUUUGGACCCUGCCCUACCACUCUUUAGUUACAACAAGCCCGACAAACGUUUGAAUGCCAACGAUGCUCAUUAUGUCGAGUCCAUUCAGACCAAUGGCGGUCAAUUGGGUUUCCUUAAACCAAUUGGUAAGGGCGCUUUCUACCCGAACGGUGGUAAGACUCAACCUGGUUGUGUUUUGGAUGUAACUGGUGCCUGCAGUCAUGCUCGCUCCACCGCCUACUACGCCGAAGCUGUGGCGCGUGAUGACUUCCCCAGUAUGCGUUGUGGUGACUAUGAGGGAGCAGUGAGGGAUGAAUGUGGCGGCUCUUACAGUGGUGUGAAAAUGGGUGCCGUGACAAAUGCUUAUAUGGUGAAUGGUGAUUAUUAUGUGCCCGUACGUAGUUCUUCACCUUAUGGUUUCGGUUCGGCUUAAAAUAAUUGCACAUAAAGUGAUGAAAAUAACGAAUUUACUAGAAAAUACAAGUAUAUUGAUAUGAAAGUA